Molecule: messenger RNA, 1301 nt
Organism: Actinia tenebrosa (Australian red waratah sea anemone)
Lineage: Eukaryota; Metazoa; Cnidaria; Anthozoa; Actiniaria; Actiniidae
Product: transgelin-3
Biological process (GO): actin filament organization
Cellular component (GO): actin cytoskeleton
Molecular function (GO): actin filament binding
Source: RefSeq, a predicted model, not a curated record
UGCCUCAGUAAAAUAAGGACUCGCCUAAAGACCCUACGUCACUUGUAAUCCACGCUCUUGCCGUUCUAACUCCAAGCUAUUCUAUCUAACCUUGAUUUUCUGAAAAAUGGCUGCAAGACCUAGAGGAUAUGGCUUUUCUGCUGAAGCAAAGAGAAAGAUCGAAGCCAAGUACGAUACCGAACAAGAAGAGAAGGCACGAGAAUGGAUUGAGGCUGUUCUGGCCGAGAAAGUCUUCGAAGGGAAGGAAGGAAUUGACGGUGUACAUGAAAUCCUGAGAAGCGGAGCUGUACUAUUAAGGGUAGCCAACAAACUUGGCGCUAACAUAAAAAUCAAUGAAUCGAAAUUGGCGUUCAAGCAGAUGGAAAACAUUGGAAAUUUUCUUAAAUUUAUGGAAUCAUAUGGAUGUGCAAGAAGCGACUUAUUCCAAACUGUGGACCUCUACGAGAAGCAGAAUAUGCCAAGUGUAAUCGAUGGUAUCCACGCAUUAGGCCGCAAGGCCGCUCUUAAGGACCCAAAUCUUCCCCAACUUGGACCUAAAGAAGCGGAAGCGAACCCACGUAGUUUCUCAGAAGAACAAAUGCGAGGAAGACAAGCAAUCCACAUGCCCUGACGUCGAUAGCUAGCCCCUCUAGACCUUUAUCUUAAUUAGCCAUUCCGAAGAUUGAGGGAAGAACUGGUUUGCGAGAUGGUUUCCAAGAUGCUGUCUAAUUUGUCCCAUAAAACAGCCCUAAAACGCACUGCAACACCAACUCGACCCAGUGUUUCCCCCAACCUCGAAAUGGCUAAUUUGUUUACUUAACUUCUUAAGAAAAAUCCCUCGUCCCUCUUCCCUUUUUUAUCGCGAUAAGAAACAGCCGAGCUAGGACUGGACACGAGGAAGGCCUGGAUUUGGUGACGUGGAUCGUGACUCUCGAAAGUCUUGCGUGACAAGKUGAAAACCCGAGAAAGACUCUAUGUGCAUUGUGAAGUAUAGUACCCAAAACUUGAUCGAUGAUAUUGGCGUGAAGUUCUAAACAUGGCGUACAUAGGGUACUAUAAAUAAGCCGAAUGAGAAAAUCGUUUGCAAUAUCGCAUGCGACAAUUGAGUCGAUUGGAAUAUGAUACGGUAAAUCAAUUGCGCAACAGUAGUAAUUGUAAAGUCUGACGUCUUUAUUUUUGGAUGUCAAACGAUAAAAAAGAAAAGAGGGACGAUUCUUCACCGCCGCUGAUUCACAACAUAGGAAUUAGUUACAAGAUAAAUCGUGAAUGAUUUUUUAUGUAGAUUGGUGGCUUAAAUAAAAUAAACUAUUCUGAUUUCCAAA